Arachis stenosperma is the source of this 1030-nucleotide messenger RNA. RefSeq lists its product as uncharacterized. Lineage: Eukaryota; Viridiplantae; Streptophyta; Magnoliopsida; Fabales; Fabaceae. The record is from RefSeq and is a predicted model, not a curated record. The coding region runs from base 220 to 843 and encodes 207 amino acids. The transcript is spliced from 2 exons.
GAAUUUUCCCCUACUAGAACAAUCCUACAAAAGUUCAAGCCAUCCAAAAAUGAAAAACACCAAAAUUACCAAGAUAUUUAUCCACAAGGUUGAUGCAGAUAUUUAUGAUCAUCAAAUAGGGAUUAAGACAUGCAGAAAAUUGAAAGAAGAUCUUUGUAUUCAGUUUCAGCUCUAAUAAGAAGUGAUUGAAGCUUUGCACAAAAUUGAACUCAUCAUAGCAUGGAUAACAGAGAUUCAGAGGACAUCAACGAAUGGCAAGAAAUAGAACCAGGUCUCAGAUGGGGCAUGGUGGCGGUCAACGAUGACUACCUUCAGGUUCCUGUUGACCAAUCUUCUUCAACUGACGACCCUCCAAUUCACCAUCAACAAGCAUCGUCGUCAGAAACUGUUUCGACGACGGCGUCGGAAGACGACAACGGGGCUUCGUCGCCGUCGUCCGUUGAAGGUGAUACGGCAGUGACGGCGGAGGCGCCUGCACCGUCGGAUUGGAGGAUUAGGGUUGCGAAUGAAGGAAGGAAGCUAUUGAAGCUGCGGUUAGCGGCUGCGAAAAACGGCGUCGUUCGUGCGGCUUCCAUGGUUCGUGAAUGUGUGGUGUGUGUGGGUACGUUUUGGUCAGUCACGUGCGUGUUUGGCGUGGCUGCGGCGGUUCUGGUUGCGGUGGUUUCCGUGGGGUUUCGACGGCGGAGGAGGAGGAGGGUUGACCGUCGACGGAGCGUAGAGGAACUGGCUGAUCUUUUGAGGGAGAAAGACGAGAAAAUUGGUCAACUCUUGAUUCAAAUUGCACAAUUGAAUGAAGCAUUGUCCUCACGUCGCAAGGUUCCAGUGCUCCGAAUCAGCAGCUGAAUAUACAUUAUUGCAAGGCCAAUCAGCCUGAUGAGUUUUGUAGUGCUACUUUGGACUUUACACUUUAGUUUUCUUCUUUUUAUAUGAAAUACUGUAUGUUAUGGCAUGAAACUUUGGCCACAUGUCAACGUUACAUUUUAAGAAUCUUAUAUUCUUAUAUAAAUAAAGUUCUAUUUGUUAUCAUUAA